Spodoptera litura is the source of this 941-nucleotide messenger RNA. It is a transcript of the gene Prosbeta7, whose product is annotated as proteasome subunit beta type-4. Gene Ontology annotation, cellular component: proteasome core complex; cytoplasm. The record is from RefSeq and is a predicted model, not a curated record. Lineage: Eukaryota; Metazoa; Arthropoda; Insecta; Lepidoptera; Noctuidae.
CUGUUUGUCAUUUUCUGUCAAAUUCGUUGCGGCUUGUCAUUGUGUGAGUUCCACAAAAUCUUUACAAAAAGUAUUUUAAACGUGUAAAUUUAGUUAUUUGUAGUCAAAAUGGCAUUUAUGGGGGAUAUGAUGAAUCCUGCGCCCUUAUGGCAAAAUGGGCCAGCCCCGGGCGCCUUCUACAACUUCCCAGCAAAUUCAUCAGGGUUUGGACCAAGCACUCGUCCAGUCCAGGAGUUUAAAGCCCAUUCCGCAACCCCAAUCACAACAACCACAACAGUUAUUGGAGUCAAGUUUGACAAGGGUUGUGUGAUCGCUGCAGACACCCUCGGAUCAUACGGCACUCUCGCCAGGUUCCGUGACUGUCCUCGUAUCAUGAAAGUCAAUGAUCUGAUCCUGUUAGGUAACGGUGGCGAUUACGCUGACUACCAAUACUUGAGGGAUAUUAUUGAACAAAAAAUUAUUGAUGAGCAGUGCAUUGGAGAUGGUCUGUUGUUGAAACCUCGCUCCCUGCACUGCUGGCUGACCAGAGUGCUGUACAACAAGCGCAGCAAGAUGGACCCCUUGUGGAGCAACUACGUUGUUGCUGGUAUUCAGGAUGGCGAACCAUUCCUCGGUGCAGUAGACAAGCUCGGCACAGCGUAUGAAGACGCGGCCAUCGCCACUGGUCUCGGAGCCUACAUGGCGACUCCACUCGUACGUGAGGCAGUCGACAAGGGCAACCUUGAUGAGGAGGGUGCUAAAGCGUUAGUCCGCAAAUGUAUGGAAGUUCUCUUCUACCGCGACGCCCGCGCAUUCCAACGCUACCAGCUGGGCGUGGUCACCAGCGCAGGAGUGCGUAUUGAGGACCUAGCAGAACUGAAACAUGAUUGGUCGCUCGCCCACAUGAUUCAUAUGAAGUAAAUUACUGUCAGUUAUUCUAAUAAAUGUCUUUUUAUAAUUAU